Messenger RNA from Phacochoerus africanus (Common warthog), 1210 nucleotides. RefSeq names its product POU class 2 homeobox associating factor 2 (gene POU2AF2). Lineage: Eukaryota; Metazoa; Chordata; Mammalia; Artiodactyla; Suidae. The transcript has 4 exons. The annotation marks the transcript as partial. The record is from RefSeq and is a predicted model, not a curated record. Gene Ontology annotation, molecular function: POU domain binding; DNA binding.
UUUGCUCAAGUCCCAGGAGACUACAGCAAAAGGGUGUAUCAAGGCGUGAGAGUGAAGCACACAGUCAAAGACCUACUGGCAGAAAAACGAUCCAGGCAGACAAGUAACUCAAGAUUUAAUGGCAGCAUCAGCUCGGCCCAGUCUCCGUUUGGCCCCAUGCCAGGCUCCCCGGUGAUGUCAGGUUACUAUGGUGUCAGGAGAGCCUUCCUAUCCGACUCCGACUUCCACAGCACGAAGCAGUUUGCAAACGACGCCUGCACCCCAAGCGUGGCGAAGCCCUUUGCCUGCGAGUCCUCGGCAGGGCAGGGCCACCCGGCCCUCCUGGACUCCUACUUCCCGGAGCCCUACGGGGACCACCGCCCUGCGGCCCUGACCCCCAACAGCAGCUCCCUGUUCAGCGCCUCGCCCCUGCCACCCCUCCUGCCACCACCCUUCCCCAGCGACCCCACACCCUUGGUGCUGAGGGACUCGUGGGAGCAGUCAGUGCCCGAAGGCCUCAGCCAGCCAGACCCCACACCAGCCGACGCCCUGCAGAGCCUGGCACCCAGCGCGAGCUGCCUCUCCCAGCUAGAGUCAGGGGGGAGCACUGCCCAGCACAGGAGCUCGAGCUGGGGGGCCCCCCUAGCUGGGGUUCAGUCCUACUCACUGCAUGCACUGGAGGAUCUGUACCACACGCAGGGGUACCCCACCCCGUCCCCCUACCCCUUCACCUCUUUCAUGACCAUGUCCAAUGAUCCACCACCCAAAGGGGGGCCCUUCUCCACAGACCAGGGGACAGACACCUCUGCCCUCCCGGACCCUUCUCCAUGGACCAAAGAAGACGGGAGCCUGGCUUGGGGGACCUAUGAGUGCCGCCGAGCUUACUGAGGACACCGGAGGACUUCUGUGCUUCCCUCUCAGUCACUUUCUGUACUCACUGACCCCUGUGGUGUGGUGGCAGCUCUUUCAGAACUGGAUUUUUAGGAUAAGCCAUCGUGCCACCCUCUGUUACUGGAUGAUGGCAUUCAUUUGUGAUCUGCCCACCACAGCCCCACUGAGACACAUGCAAUGUGAAUUCAGGGUACUUACUGGGAACCAUAGUUUAGUCAGACUACCUGACAGUGAGGUGUCUGGGGGAUUUAGUAACCCAUUAUGUUCUGAAUCUUCUGUUAUCUUUGAAGUAUCAUUUUUAGCACUGAUAUUUUUUUCUGAAAUUACAUAUUAAAAAUGU